This is a messenger RNA of Podarcis raffonei (Aeolian wall lizard), 5087 nucleotides long. It is a transcript of the gene INSR, whose product is annotated as insulin receptor. Gene Ontology annotation, biological process: glucose homeostasis; multicellular organism development; positive regulation of kinase activity. Lineage: Eukaryota; Metazoa; Chordata; Lepidosauria; Squamata; Lacertidae. The coding region runs from base 16 to 4044 and encodes 1342 amino acids. The transcript has 21 exons. Gene Ontology annotation, cellular component: membrane; axon; insulin receptor complex. Gene Ontology annotation, molecular function: insulin receptor activity; insulin receptor substrate binding; phosphatidylinositol 3-kinase binding. The record is from RefSeq and is a predicted model, not a curated record.
GACCUUGGUUCUCAAAUGCCUUGGGACUCAAACAACUUGGAACCCAAACAUUGCAAACCCAGAAUUUGCCCCAGUAUGAACAUCCGGAACGACAUUUCCAACUUCCGCCAGCUGGAGAACUGCACGGUGAUCGAGGGCCACCUGCAGAUCCUGCUCAUGUUCGGAGCCAAGACUGAGAACUUCCGGGGCCUCAGCUACCCCAAGCUCACCAUGGUCACUGAAUACCUGCUGCUCUUCCGGGUCUACGGCCUGGAGAGCCUCAAGACGCUCUUUCCCAACCUGACGGUCAUCCGGGGGACGCGGCUCUUCUUCAACUACGCCCUGGUCAUCUUUGAGAUGGUCCACCUGAAGGAGGUGGGCCUGCCCAGCCUGAUGAACAUCACCCGGGGGGCCGUGCGCAUCGAGAAGAACGCCGAGCUGUGCUACCUCUCCACCAUCGACUGGUCCCGGAUCGUGGACUCCGUCGAGGACAACUACAUUGUCGCCAACAAGCGGGACGAGGAGUGCGGGGACAUCUGCCCCGGGAAGGCCAAGGGGAAGAGCGUCUGCUCCCCGACGGUGAUCAACGGCAUCUUCAUCGAGCGCUGCUGGAGCCACGAGCAUUGCCAGAGAGUCUGCCCUUCCGCCUGCAAGUCCCAGGGCUGCACCCCGGAGGGCACCUGCUGCCACGCCGAGUGCCUGGGCAGCUGCCUGGAGCCGGGUGACCCGGAGAAGUGCCUGGCCUGCCGCCACUUCAGCCUGGAGGGCCGGUGCGUGGAGAGGUGCCCCGCCGGGUCCUACCGCUACGCCGGGUGGCGCUGCGUCACCUUUGACUUCUGCCAGGAGCUGCACAACAAGUGCAAGGCCGCCCGCCAGUCGGACUGCCCCGUCAUCCACAACGGAGAGUGCGCCCCCGGCUGCCCUUCCGGCUACACCAUGAACUCCACCAACCUUCUCUGCACCCCCUGCGAGGGGCUGUGCCCCAAAAUCUGUGAGUUGCCCGUCAAGGAGAAGACCAUCGACUCCGUGACGGCGGCCCAGGAGCUCCAGGGGUGCACCGUCGUCAACGGCAGCCUGACCAUCAACAUCCGCGGAGGAAGCAACAUUGCGGCUGAGCUGGAGGCCAACCUGGGCUUGAUUGAGGAGAUCACGGGCUACUUGAAGAUCCGACGCUCCUACGCCCUAGUCUCCCUCUCCUUCUUCCGGAAGCUGCACCUGAUCCGAGGGGAGGCCCUGGAAGCAGGGAACUAUUCCUUCUACGCCUUGGACAACCAGAACCUGCGCCAGCUGUGGGACUGGAGCAAGCACAACCUCACCAUCGCCCGCGGAAAGCUCUUCUUCCACUACAACCCCAAGCUCUGCCUGUCCGAGAUCGACAAGAUGGAGGAGAUCUCGGGGGCCAAGGGGCGCCAGGAGAAGAACGACAUCGCCCUCAAGACCAACGGCGACCAGGCCUCUUGCGAAAGCGAAGUGCUCAAGUUCUCCUACAUCAAAACCACCUGCGACAAGAUCAUGGUCAAGUGGGAGCCUUACUGGCCGCUGGACUUCCGCGACCUCCUGGGCUUCAUGCUCUUGUAUAGGGAAGCCCCCUUCCGGAACGUGACGGAGUUUGACGGGCAGGACGUCUGCGGUGCCAACAGCUGGACGGUGAUGGACGUCGAACCGCCUCCCCGCAACAGCGACACCAAGCCGGGCCACCUUCUGCGCGGCCUCAAGCCCUGGACGCAGUACGCCAUCUUUGUGAAGACCCUGAUCACCCACUCGGACGAGCGCAAGUCCUACGGGGCCAAGAGCGAGAUCAUCUACGUCCAGACCAACGCCUCGGUGCCCACCGUCCCCCUGGACCCCAUCUCGGUGUCCAACUGCUCCUCGCAGAUCUUCCUGAAGUGGAAGCCGCCCUCCGACCCCAACGGGAACAUCACGCACUACAAGGUCUCCUGGGAAAAGCAGCCCGAAGACAGCGAGCUCUACGAGUUGGACUACUGCCUGAAGGGCUUGAAGCUCCCUUCUCGGACGUGGUCCCCCCCGCUGGAGUCUGAGGACUCCCCCCACAAGCCGAACGACAGCAACAGCGAGGAGCCCAGCCUGGAGUGCUGCCCCUGCCCCAAGACCGAGUCCCAGAUCAUGAAGGAGACGGAGGAGUCCGCCUUCCGGAAGGUCUUUGAGAACUACCUCCACGACAUCGUCUUUGUCCCCAAGCCGUCGGUGAUGCGGCGCAGGAGGGACCUGGGCGCCCCGGCCAACAGCACCACCCCGUCCCCGACGCUGCCGGCCUUUGGGAACGCCUCCACGGCGGCCCCCGCCAGCCCCCCGGAGCCCAAGCCCUUCUCCAAGGUGGUCUUCAAGGAGUCCAUCGUCAUCUCCAACCUGCAGCACUUCACGGGCUACCGCAUCAAGAUCCAGGCCUGCAACCAUGAGGUGCCCCAGGAGUGCAGCAGCGAGGCCUACGUCAGCGCCAGGACCAUGCCGGAAGCGAAAGCCGACGACAUUGUGGGGCCCGUGACCCACGAGCUGGACAAGAACGUGGUCCACCUGCGCUGGCAGGAGCCGAAGGAGCCCAACGGGCUGAUCAUCCUUUACGAGGUGAACUACGGGCGCCUCGGAGAUUCGGAGGAGCAGCGCUACUGCCUCUCUCGCCUGAAGUUCGCCGCUCAGCAGGGCUGCAAGCUGACGGGGCUGCAGACAGGCAACUACAGCGUCCGGGUGCGAGCCACGUCCCUGGCAGGGAACGGCUCCUGGACGGAGCCCAUCUACUUCUACGUCUACGACUAUUUUCCCCCCAACAAUAACCUGGUGAGCAUCAUCGUCCCCAUCAUCUUUGCCAUCUUCUUCCUGGGGGUCAUCGGAGGCGCCUACAUCUUCAUCAAGAAAAGGCAAAAGGAAGGACCGACAGGGCCGCUUUACGCCUCCUCCAACCCGGAGUAUCUCAGUGCCAACGAUGUGUACAUCCCUGACGAGUGGGAAGUCCCCCGCGAGAAGAUCUCCCUCCUGCAGGAGCUGGGCCAGGGCUCCUUUGGGAUGGUCUACGAGGGCAUCGCCAAGGACAUUGUGAAGGGCGAGGCGGAGAUGCGGGUGGCCGUCAAGACGGUGAACGAGUCGGCCAGCCUGCGGGAGCGCAUCGAGUUCCUCAACGAGGCCUCCGUCAUGAAAGGCUUCAGCUGCCACCACGUGGUCCGCCUCUUAGGGGUGGUGUCGAAAGGGCAGCCCACCUUGGUGGUCAUGGAGCUGAUGGCUCACGGAGACCUGAAGAGCUACCUGAGGUCCUUGCGCCCGGAUGCAGAGAACAACCCCGGCCGCCCCCCGCCCACCCUGCAGGAGAUGAUCCAGAUGGCGGCCGAGAUCGCCGACGGCAUGGCCUACCUGAACGCCAAGAAGUUCGUCCACCGGGACUUGGCUGCAAGGAACUGCAUGGUGGCCGAGGACUUCACUGUCAAGAUUGGAGACUUUGGCAUGACCAGGGACAUCUACGAGACGGAUUACUACCGCAAAGGAGGGAAGGGGCUUCUCCCUGUGCGCUGGAUGGCCCCAGAGUCGCUGAAGGACGGCGUCUUCACCGCCUGCUCUGACGUCUGGUCCUUUGGCGUCGUCCUCUGGGAGAUCAGCAGCCUGGCCGAGCAGCCUUACCAAGGCCUCUCCAACGAGCAGGUCCUCAAGUUCGUCAUGGACGGCGGGUGCCUGGAGCAGCCGGAGAACUGCACCGAGAGGCUCCACGACCUCAUGCAGCUGUGCUGGCAGUACAACCCCAAGAUGCGCCCGACCUUCACGGAGGUGAUUGAGAUGCUGAAGGACGAGCUGCACCCCUCCUUCCGGGACGUCUCCUUCUUCUACAGCGAGGAGAACAAGCCCCCCGAGACGGAGGACUUUGAGAUGGACUUUGAGAACAUGGAGAGCAUCCCCCUGGACCCGGCCUCCUCCUACUCCCAGCGGGACGAGGUCCUGGGCAGGGACAACGGCCUCUCGGUGGCGCUCAAGGGCAGCUACGAGGAGCACGUCCCCUACACACACAUGAACGGCAGCAAGAAGAACGGCCGCAUCCUCUCCAUGCCCCGCUCCAGCCCCUCCUAAUGGCAGGGGUGGGGGCACACCCGCCUUUUAUCUCCCCCCCCCUGCCCCGGCAGUUCCUCUCCCACACAAAUCUCAGGACUGGCAGUAUUUUUGCAGACACACCGCGGACUCGCUUUCUACCGAAAAGACGGACUUUUUAAUCGUCGUGGAAGAUUAUUCUUAUUACUACUACUAGGACAGUGACUUUUCUCCCCCAAAUCAUGUCGUAUUUCUGGGUCGGGGUGGGUUUUUUUGAGGGGUGUGUGUUAGGGGCGCGCAAACGUCGACUCGCCGCCAGCAGCCUUCAUCUGUGAAAGACGCGAGCGGCCGUUUUGCUGCAUUUCCACCCGGCCCGGAUCCCCCUUGCACAACGCUGUGGCUUUGAGACGGGAAGGGGCUCCUGGCGAGUAGGAGGGAGAGGGGAGACCCCUCUGCCUGCCUCCAGUCCCAAGGUGGUCGGGGGGGCUCUUUAGUGCGCCCACAGCCCAGAACCACCUUCCCAAGCAGAACCCGGAAACGUGUUCCCUCUCUUCUUGCCUGUCCCCCUCUUUCGGAGGGGAUUCCUUUGCCGUUUUUUUCUCUCCUUUUUUUAUUAUUUAAAAAAAAUAGGAUCUGAAGGAUCUCUUAAGGCGUGUCCCACCCAGAUCUGUCUUUCUGUCCCGAUUUGACCAACUGCUGCUGCUUUUCUCAAUGGGUUAAUCGGUGCGUGUGUGUGCGCGGAGCUAUAGGGGGGGAGCGAGCGAGUCUUUUUGUACAGAACCGUUUUCUCCAGCCACGGAGGGGCGGGAGAGCCAGCCCCCGCCCCGGAGUGAAAGGAUUCUCAAGAGAUUAUUUUUAUACUGAAGAACUUUGGGGGUGAGGGGUUCCCCACCCUGUUGUCGUUUCCCCCCUCCCCCAGCAAAGCGAGGUAGCCAAAGCAGUAGCCAACACCCCCUUUAGGACCCCCCCCCCCGAGUGCUUUUUGGCGGCUUAAAAAUAGCACAGAGUGAGCCACCUCAUUUUGGGCCCUGUCCGGUUAGCGUCCCGUGUGUGUGCGUGUGUGUACAUAAAUAUAUAUAUAUGUU